UGUCAAAAGGUAUUUUCACUGGUGGCAUACCUUCGGAGCUCUUCAACCUUGGGGAUCUCACCAGCAUUGUGUUUCUCGACUCACGCCUGUCGGGGUCACUACCUGCAGCCUUAUCCAUGAUGACACAGCUCAAGCAUCUGGAUCUCCGGUACAAUAAUUUCUUCGGCCCUUUUCCUGACGUCAAACGCUUGGAUCAGCUGAGUUACUUAGACAUCGCUCACAACUUCUUUGCGGGAAAGAUCCCAACAACGGAUACCAUGAGCGGCUUGGAAUAUUUCAACCUAAAGUUCAACUACUUCACAUCUGGGACCAUUGGGGAUCACAUCUGUAAUCAGGCCGAGGUGUCGGUCGCUAGCAAUUGCUUGGACCCGGACAGUGUGCUGUGCCAGCUGGACGAAUCGCAGCUACAGGAUUGUUAUAUCUUCUGCGGGAUGGAUGCGCCCUCCUCCAUCCCCCUGUGACGGACAUGGGUACUGCUAUGGAGAGAACUUGAAUAUACCGUGGGGGGAGCAGGGCGAGAUGCAGUGCCAGUGCGCGGGUGGUUACACGCACGGUUCGUCAAGCACGUCCUGCGUCUCCACGCUGCAGAGCUCUCAGGUUGAGGUGCUGAACGGCCUGCUGCAGCUCUGGGGCUCAGCGCCUAACAGCGUGUGGCAGUCCGAAACCAUUGACUCCCUCAAAGAGCGCUUCGCCUCAAUCGAUGGCGAGAAUUUUAUUGUUAAGCUUGACUUAUCCAGUCAAACCCUGAGUGGAACCAUCCCAUCCAUUUUGACAGCGCUCUCUCGCCUCACGCAUCUAGACCUGUCACACAAUGAUUUAUCAGGAGAAUUCCCUCAGGGUCUUAGCACCCUACUCAGCCUUCACACCCUGGACUUGUCCUACAACCAGCUGUCUGGGUCGAUUCCGCCCUCCUUCAUUGAACUUCAGCGCCUUCAGACGUUGGACGUGAGGAACAACUAUCUCUACUCUGGCACUCUUCCCGCCACCAUGUGCACCUCAUCAGCGCUCACACUCUCCCUGCAGAGCAACUGCUUCCCCUCCAACGCUAUUCCCUGCGCCCUCGUCCACACCCAGCGGCCCUCUGACGAUUGCUCUGCCUUCUGCCACCUCUCUCCCUCCACCCCGCCCUGUGCCGACCGCGGCCACUGCUACUGGGAUUGGGUGGAAGGCACACGCACAGCCAUGUGUGCGUGUGAGGGGGGUACGGGAAAGGAGUGGAUCCUGCAACGUGUGCUUCCCUGCUUUCAUCCUCGGAAUGGGCUGCGUUGGAAACCCUCUCAGCUGCAUGGGGGGGCUUUGAUGGCUUUGGGACAUGGAAGAACAACAAUGCUUGGGAGCGCAUGAGUAACAUCAUAUGCGAUUCAACCAACCAUGUCAUGCAGCUCAAUGUCUCGGGGCUGGGCAUCCGGGGAUUCAUUCCAGACGCCAUCAGUGCCUUGGCGAGCUUGACUGUGCUGGAUUUGUCGCAAAACUACCUCACUGGUACCCUGCCAAAAGGCUUAAGCAUUCUUUCGAACCUCAAAACCCUGAACGUGAGAGACAACUACCUCUAUGCUGGCAGUCUCCCCACCACCAUGUGCACGUCAUCAGCGCUCACUCUCUCCCUGCAGAGCAACUGCUUCCCCUCCAACGCCAUCCCAUGCCCCCUCCACUCGCAGCGCUCCUCUGCACAAUGCUCCACCUUCUGUGGCCUCUCCCCUCCCUCCAAUCCGCCCUGUUCCAACCACGGCUACUGCUAUUGGGAUGGGGGGAAGCCGCAGGCAAAGCCACGUGUGCGUGCAAGAAGGGUUAUACACAGGGAAAUGUUUCCAGCACAUGCGUCAGCUUAUUGCCAAAACU
This is a messenger RNA of Closterium sp. NIES-67, 1839 nucleotides long. NCBI's taxonomy places the organism in Eukaryota, Viridiplantae, Streptophyta, Zygnematophyceae, Desmidiales, Closteriaceae. The record is from the annotation of a GenBank genome assembly.